Molecule: messenger RNA, 1539 nt
Organism: Colletotrichum orchidophilum
Lineage: Eukaryota; Fungi; Ascomycota; Sordariomycetes; Glomerellales; Glomerellaceae
Exons: 3
Coding region: 1-1539 (512 amino acids)
Biological process (GO): mitotic sister chromatid segregation; cell division
Cellular component (GO): MIS12/MIND type complex
Source: RefSeq, a predicted model, not a curated record
AUGACGACCGUCAUUCGCACCCGUCACCCGUUGCAAGUUAUUAGCAUGAGCAACGAGCAGCCAGAGAGAAGGAAAAGCAAGCGCCUUGCCGGUGAGUCGGAGGAGCUCGGGGGGGAGGCGAGGAAAGUGCUAAAACGACGCGCAGCCUCAUCGCUUUACGACGAGCAGGAUGGCGACUUUCACUUCACGCGCGGAUCGAAAUCGAAGCGAGUCAGGAACGCGGAUCGCGAGCCAGAACCUGAAUCUGAACCGGCGCCACUGCCCCCCAAAAAGUCUGGAAGAGGAAGGCCGGCGAAAGAACGCGCUUCGGCAGCAGCGAAGGCGCCCGAGCCUGCGCCAUUAGCAGCAGCACUGAAGGCAGCGACAUCAUCAAAGCCGCGAACGCGACGGACAGCGGGCUCACAACCGGUUGAAGACGAUGAGCUGCAAUUAUUUGCGCCCAAGCGCACGACGAGACGAAACACGCGCAGUUCCACUGAAAGGACGGAGAAGGAAAUGCCUGUCAGGAAACCAGCACCAGUACUAGAGGAGGAGCAUGAUGAGGUUGACAACGCGACACCGAGGGAGCCGGAGCCGGAGCCGGACAGGCGGCAGACGCCACGCGUCAUGGAGGAACCCGUCGAGUCUGCGAAAAUCACGCUUCCCGUCAGCGAUACGCCUGUCAUCAAUCGCAACAAGGAAAUGAGAAAAAAAGGUGGAGGCAAUCGCCGGAGCAGUACGGGCAUGCGCGGCCGGAGAGCAAGUUCGCUGAUCGAGAGUGGGCAUAACGCGAUUCCCCACCGAGAGGUUGACGCUGCAGAAUUCUACAAACAUAUUGAGUCGGAGGGCCUAAUGGAACCAAGAAGGAUGAAGCAGCUGUUGACCUGGUGCGGUGAACGAGCCUUGCUGCAAAAGCCGCCUCAUGGGCAGACAGAUUCUAAUACUAUUCUAGGGGCUCGUUAUAUUCAGGAACAGCUCUUGAAGGACUUUUCCACGAAGUCAGAAUUUUCGGACUGGUUCAGUCGAGAAGACGAGGGGCCAAAGAGGCCCGUUGUGUACCUACCAAACCCACGCAACAUUGAGCACCAGGAGAAAAUUGAGCAACUUGAACAGAAAGUCAAAAGAUUAAAACAAGAAAAGAAGAAAUGGCUGGCGCUAAACAAAACGCGUCAAGAUAUCCCGCCACUAUUCCCAGAAACAGAUACUGCACGACCAGCAACAGCCGAUGCAUCCAUACUUGAACCGAACGAGGCAGAAAUGCUGAGCUGGCUCACUGACCCAGCAUCAUCGUUCGAAAAUGUCCGCGCCAAGACGCUCGCCCGCCUGCAAGACACGCAGUCAACGCUGGAGUUUAAGGUGGACCAGCUCGCGGACGGCAUACACAAGCUUUCUCAACGAGUCGACACAGCAGGCCGAGAGGCGGAUAAGGUCCUCUCUCUCAGCGCCGCGCGGCUUAAGGAGCGGGAGGUGAGAGAAAAAGCCAACGCAGGCACGAAAGAGAUGCCUGUCAUGGAGGUGCUCCGCAGCCUGGGGAGGAUACUACCAGAGGGCGGGGAAUAA